GGCUCGCCGUCAGUACGCGUUCUCUCCGUGAGCCGCGAGCACCGUCCUAGCCCCGCGUCUCGGCUCCGCGCAAACUUCGACCCGAAACAAAUGAAGUUCGCGGCAAUCGCGAGUGUUUCUGUGUAAUCUGUGGUUGUAGCUAGUGAACUGGCCAUGGCUGGGCUGGUGCUAUUGUUAGUGUUGUGUGCGGGCGUCGUGGGAGCCGAGAGGAAAAUGACCAUCGCCGAGAAACUUCGGGAGGACGCUGAUUUGUCGCAGUUCCUGGCACUUCUGGAGCGGAAUGCGGUGGCCAACACGUCCCUGCAGUACCGGCAGCUGACGCUGUUCGCGCCCACCAACCAGGCCUUCCAGCGGUACGCCGGCGAGAUGGACGACUCGCUCGUGCUCUAUCAUAUAGCCAACCUGGCGACGACGCUCUCCAACCUGGACUACGCGAUAUCCUCGGACCUGGACGGGAACCCGCCGCUGUGGGUCACCCGGCGGAGCGAGGCCAUGCAUGAUGAUAUAUAUGUCAAUAACGCGAAGGUCGACAUCUCCAGGUCCUUCCAGUCUGUCAACCGGAAUGGGAAACGACAGGUGCUACACAUCAUCGACCAGGUGCUGCAGCCGCUGCAGCCGCACGGGCCCGGCGCGCUCGCCUCGCCCGUCUACAACCCCAACGCGUACCAGUUUCUGGAACAUUCCGACGUGUUUAACAUUGGGCCGCAUCGGCUGAGGUCUUUCCGACAGAAAGUUAACCAACUUCACAAAAAAGGGGUUUUGGACGCAGAGGGGAGGAACACUUUCUUUAUACCAGUUGAUGAAGGAUUCAAGCCGACGACCCGCUCGGACCUGAUCGACGGCAAGGUGAUCGACGGCCACGUGAUCCCUCGCCACGUGCUGUUCACUCACGCGACCCACAGUGACCGAGAGUACGAGACGGAAGCAUUCAGCGACAACGUCAAGGUUAUCAUCUCGUUCAGCACCACGAAGAAUGGGAUGGAAGAGCUUACAUACGUGAAGUCGAACACGGUGGCGGGCGACGCAAAGCACUCACGCGGCGUGGUGAUGGCCGACAUCGUGCGUGCGAAUAUCCCCGUCAAGAAUGGGGUCGUGCACCUCAUUCAGCGACCGCUCAUGGUCGUCGAUACUACUGUUGUGGACUUCUUGAAGACGAUGAAGGGGAUCGAGAAGGAGGACGGUCCCCUGUGCAAGCUGUACGAGGUGGUGAUGGACCUCGGCCCUAACAACCAGUUCCUCUCGGAGCUCCACAACCUGAAGGACCUCACUCUCUUCGCUCCUUCUAAUGAGGCGUGGAAUGAGUAUAGUGUGCAGAAUGUUAUCAGAAAUCAUCAGAAACUUCAGGAAAUCCUGAAACUGCAUUUAGUUCGAGAAAGGCUGCCCAUGGACCUCAUCAUUCACAACAACAUGAACCAGCAGUUACCAGGAUCCAUCUACCAAGCACCCACGGCCUCACCCAGGAAGUACUUAUACUUCAACGUGCUGACUAAAGGCAACAACCAGACGCUGACGGUGGAGGGCGGCGGGGUUAACGCCACCGUCACGCAGCCCAACAUCGCGGCGACUAACGGCUUCGUCCACAUCAUAGAUAGAGUGUUGGGAGUGCCGUAUACGACGGUGUUUGAGAAGCUGAAAACUGACCCGAUGCUUAACAUAACCUACAACCUGGGCAAGCGUCAGAUGUUCAACCAGCAACUCGGGGAAGCGGAGCACCGGUUCACGUACUUCGUGCCGCGCGACCACGCCUGGCUCAAGUUCCAGCUGCGACACCCCUCCGCAUUCAAAGCGCUGUUCAGGGAGGACAUUGGAUACUAUACGAAACAGAUCCUCGAGCGGCACGUGAUCCGUGCCGGCCGGGCGUACACCGUGUCGGACCUGAAGCUGUUGGCCAAUGAGACGCAUCCCUUCGUGCUGCCCACGUCGCGCGACCCGCUGCGGCUCAGGGUCAAGGAGAGCGACAAGAACUACUACGUGGAGUGGAACGGGCACUGGAUCCACGUGUUCCGGCCGGACGUGGAGUGCACCAACGGCAUCAUCCACGUCAUCGACGAGCCCUUCCUGCUGGAGAGCGACAUCCGCGCCACCGGCAAAGCUGCCAACCAGAUCCCUGCAGUAUUACUUCUUCUGAGCUCCAUGCUGCUCGCCCGGAUGCUGCGGGACUAGGCUGCCAGCUGCAGUUCCAAUGAGUCAAUUUGAAUUUGGAAUUUAAACCGCUCUCUUUUGUUUCACCGUUGCGUUUGCUUACAUGAGCAUGAGCAAUAAUAAGUCAUAAGGCUAUGACUAUAAGUGUCAAAGACAAUCUUAGCGGCUAAGUUAUUACGCGCCAACAUCACUUUUGUAACGUUUAUUUCUUAAUUAGUUCCUCCUUACGCAUUUCUUGGCGGCCAUGAUAUUGUGUGCUUUUAGUCACAAAUUUUAUUUAACUAGAAAUACUUUUAGGUUUCUUUAGCUAAGGGGUAUCAUUACUAGCUACAUAUACUUUAAUUAGAAAGUUAAUUGGGUAAUUUACUUAUAAAAAAUACACUGCCUUUUCAACUUCGAUGGAUUAAUGAUUAAGAACUUUUAUGACUUUGAGUUAUUUAUGAAAUUCCAUUAAUUAUCUCUAGAUACUUAUUAAAAUUAUUAUAUUAGGUAAGUACCUCUGAAAUUUUUCAUUAAUAGUCCAUCUGUGCCUUGUUUGGAAUUAUUAUAGAAAAUUAUUUGUCUUUUUCAAAAUCAUUCCCAUAUUCUUCUGUUGUAAAAGAAUUUAAAAUAUAGUGUAUUUAUUUAUACAUACAUUCCAAGCUAUUUAUAGUAAAUCAUCUAUUUAUACCAGAUUACUUAUUGAAUGAAAUCAUUGUUGAUUAUGAAGAUGAUAUUACAGGUGAUGUUUAUUAUGUAACAUUAUAUUUUGUAUGUUAUUGUGGGUAUGAUGAUUUUUAUAACUUACUAAGUAUAUUUUUCUCGUGUUCAUAAGUGUAUUUGCAAACAAAAUAUCAAAUUGUCUUAUAAAUCAAUUCAAAAUUUUCUUGCAAAGAUGAUUUAUGAUCAUUAUUAGUCUUAGUAAAGAAAUUAACCCAAGCUAUGUUCUAUAUAUUAUGUACGUAUUAAAACAGGUUUACAGAUUAAUGAUAAUUAUAAUACAACACAACUGGGCGCAGCUAAAAACCUUGCAAAUAAAAUAAUGAGAAAUGGAAAUAAAAACCAAUAAAAUGGUUAAACGUUAAACGUUAUGUGCGAAACACUUAGCAGUCCUCAAUGAGUUGCCAUAUUUACGUGUGGAUACAUUUUAUGGGAGUGGGAGUGGCCUGAAAUCUUUAUAAAUGGUAUUUAUUACCUUCAAAAUCAAGUAAAUACUUUGAGUACUCAAGAGACUCUUCGCAUGUAAUCAUAUGAUUAUGAUUUUUUUACCACUAAUGAAACUGAUUCAAGUUUAACGGGUGUUAACAUACGGUUUCUGACAUCCUCUUGACAGCAUUUAACAAUUGUCUAAGUUAGUGUAGUAUUAUUCUUUCAACUGAAGUGUUUGCUGCUUUAUAGAUUCUCUGUAAAUAGCCAUAACAUGGUGGUGGCUAUAUAAUAUUAUUAAGUAUACACAAGUACCAAUACAUUUUAUUCUGAUUGGCUGAAUGUCACAUAACUUCUCCGAGCCUGUGUGUUUCUAGUUACAACAAGUAUUGUAUAUAAGGGAAGCGUUUGUCUGUAUGAAAGUCUUAAUUUUACAACGCCGAUGUAUAUAAUAUAAUUUGUGUAAGCUAUUAUUUGUAUUGUUUAACUACUAGCUAGGUAUUCUGCGACUGAAACUAUCACGUGACCGACCAUAGUGAUUGGGAAGUAGUAAAAGAACAUUAAACUAAGGAAUUGAUAGCCAUAAAAUGUGAAUUAGGGCGCGCCAACUGGCCGCCGGCGACAUGAGAUCGACGCAACAUCACUACUGGUUUCUGUGUAUUUCUAUGGGUUUCAUUUAGCGGCUAGCGACAUGACGCUCGACUGGUCAAUUGAAAUUAGUCGACGCCGACGUCGUAUGCUCCAACUACAUGUCGUCGGCGGCCAAUUGGAGCCUUUAGCUUAGAAGUUUAGGCUCUAAGCGGCUGAUUCAAAUUAUCACACUUCCUUCAUCACAAACUCAACUGCUGCUUAAUGGCAAAACUUUGUAAUUUCCGCGAUCAUUAUACACAUUUUCACUGCAAUUACGACGAUUGAUAAGUUUCAAACUGUAUUUACUGAAUAAUAGACGAUUUGUAUAAAGUUUACACUUUCUGUACUUAUCGCUUUUGGAAAUUGUGUAUUUAUCUGAUAUACAUGUUAUACAGAGUGUUUAUAGGUUUAUUUACGUGUGUGGGCACGAGGGACGACGGAACUAGAUUUUUAACAAUUUGUCACAUUGUAAUAAAAUGUAGAAGUUUAAUCAUUAUCCAGCAUGGACAGAGGGUAUGUUACGGGUGAAUAAGUACGCUCCGUCACAACAUUUUGGAAAAAUCCUUGGGUGUAACUCUUUAAUGUGUAUAUAGCAGAGCAUUGCUAUUGCGUCAAUAUCGACUCUAUCACUUUGCAUUAGAGUUGACGGUGGCAUGGCAGCGCUCCGAUAUAUCGCAUUGCCAGGCGACCACCCUAGUCCAUCCCUCACGGACUAUACAUAAGUAAUAUACAUAAGUUAUCGUCGAGCCAAAGUGUAUGCUAAUUCUGCUGGAUGGGAUAAACCAAUAUUUACUGUUUAUCAAUAAAUAGAAUUUAAACCUUAAAUCAAUGUAGGUAGAAACUAUUCUAAGGUGUAUUUUAGCGUUCUCCUUAAAUGUUUUCAAUGUUGUUUAAAAUAAUAUUUGUAAUCGUAAUGAUGGACGAAAAACCUAAGACAAUAUAUUAUAAUAACAUUGACCAAAUAUUUGAACCAAAUAUUUGGGGAUCGAUUGGUAUCCGUUUAGAUAUACACUGCAUUUGUCGUUAAAGUCGGUAACAAUGUCAAAUUAGAUCAAAAUUAUGAUGAACUGUAUGUGUUUAAUGAAUAAAGAAUUUAUUAGAUAACAUA
Messenger RNA from Plutella xylostella (diamondback moth), 5005 nucleotides. Lineage: Eukaryota; Metazoa; Arthropoda; Insecta; Lepidoptera; Plutellidae. The record is from RefSeq and is a predicted model, not a curated record.